Molecule: messenger RNA, 183 nt
Organism: Sclerotinia sclerotiorum 1980 UF-70
Lineage: Eukaryota; Fungi; Ascomycota; Leotiomycetes; Helotiales; Sclerotiniaceae
Exons: 1
Coding region: 1-183 (60 amino acids)
Source: RefSeq, a predicted model, not a curated record
AUGGAAAGUGAUGUAAUUAGAGAAGAUAUAACCUCCGGGGACGCGGGUUGUAUUGAUACACGAUUUGAGGAAUGCGCCGAGGGACCAGAUAGAGAUUUUCGACGUCGUGAUCGAUAUGGUAUUGGUGGGGGAGUCUCCAUGGCGCUGUGUAAGGAUCGGAGGUACCGCGCCUACUAUAAAUGA